GGGCGUAGGUCAGCCGGGCGUAGGUCACCCGGGCGUAGACAUUCGAUGAAGUAGGCGAUUCGGGCGUAGGUCAGCCGGGCGUAGGUCACCCGGGCGUAGACAUUCGAUGGAGUAGGCAAUUCGGGCGUAGGUCAGCCGGGCGUAGGCCACCCGGGCGUAGGUCACCCGGGCCUGAGCCGAGGCGGACGGCUGUUCCGCUAACGGCGACGAUGUCGUUCCGCCGGCCUCGACACAGGGCAUGGAUCUCGAUCGAGGCCCGACCGACGCCGCCACGAGGCGUCCCUCUCACCCCGUCUUGCCUGCCCUGCCACUGGGUGACGAUGUCGAGGCGGACGGCUGUUCCGCUAACGGCGACGAUGUCGUUCCGCCGGCCUCGACACAGGGCAUGGAUCUCGAUCGAGGCCCGACCGACACCGCCACGAGGCGUCCCUCUCACCCCGUCUUGCCUGCCCUGCCACUGGGUGACGAUGUCGAGGCGGACGGCUGUUCCGCUAACGGCGACGAUGUCGUUCCGCCGGCCUCGACACAGGGCAUGGAUCUCGAUCGAGGCCCGACCGACGCCGCCACCAGGCGUUCCUCUCACCCCGUCUUGCCUGCCCUGCCACUGGGUGAUACGAUCCCAAGCCAGGUCGUCGUGGACGUUAUGCGAACGCCCCCUCUUGGAUCCCACCGAAGUGUGUCAAGGGUGUCGUCAGGCCGGCCGUCAGUCGCAGUGAAGCCACAAAUGGAUGCCACUACACUGGAUGACACUGUUCAAGAGUCGGAUGAUCCUGGUGACACCGAAAAUGAAGAUGGCGCAGACAGCUAUGACGAUCCUGACGACGAUCCUGACUACAGUCCUGACUCGGAUUAUGAAAUUCCGGCUUCGGUGGUUUCAUCCGACCUGCCACGCUACCCCGGACUGGAGUCAGACCCCUCAGCACCUGUCGCGAGGAUUACAAGAAGAGCGGUGGGUGACAGUCACGUGUCCGAGGUAGGAACUGGGAGUGCGGGUCCAUCGAGGCUGGCCGCUGCAGGGACUGAGUCGAUGAGAUCGGCAACGGGCGAAUUAUGUCCGGUGGCUAGAACUUCCAACUGUCCAGGACGACGUCGAUGGGACAGGCGCAACGUUUGUUUCUUUUGCGAGCUGCCACAGGCUAAACUUACCAGACAUCUACAGCGAUCGCAUGGGACGGAGACUGACGUGCAACUGGCGCUGGUGCAUCCGAAGCACUCCGCCGAAAGGAGGAAAGCAUUCAGUGACCUGAGGAAGAAGGGAAACUAUCGCCAUAACAUUGCUGUACGAUCGGGGGAGAAGAAGGGAGAACUAAUCGCCUGCAACAGGGCUCGAAUGACCAGGACGGGGCGAGAUUUUGUGGCCUGUGGCACUUGCAAAGGGUUUUUUGUUCGUAAGACCCUAUGGCGGCACGUACGUAUCUGUAACCCUUCAGAAGGAGGGCGAGUCCAGGCCCGUGCCAGGGCACAGAUGCCGCCAACUGUCGCCUGUUCGGCAAAGCUCCAGAAGAUCCUCUCCUCAAUGUGUAUUGAUAAGGUGUCACUUCUAUGCAAAACGGAUGAGAUGAUUCUUUCGCUCGGUGAAUGUCUGUGUGCCAAGCAUGGCGAGGAGGCCAAGGACAUCCAGAACAUAAGAAACCGAAUGAGGGAGCUGGGGCGGCUAUUGGAGUUAUUGAGGCAGGACGAACCGGAGGUAAACCUCCGAGACUUCAUCAGGGCUGGGAGCUUUUCGCAGCUGACUGCGGCUGUUCGCGAACUCUCAGGCUUCCAUCCCGGGACAAACAGAUACAGCACCCCUUCCUUGGCGAUAAAGGUGGGGCAGAGUCUGAAGAUGUGUGCUGAUCAGCUCCUCGCCUCUCAGAUCGAGAAAAGUGAGGACACGAGCGAGACUCGAGGGUUCCUCGAACUCUACGCCCUUCAGUGGACAAAGCGGGUGGCGCGACACGCGAUGGUGACGCUGGAAGAGGACAGGUGGAACAGGGAGGAUGAGAUGCCGGUAGCAGCUGACAUCCAAAGCGUCCACCGCUACCUGGACGAAGAAACGGCCAAGAGGACAGACGAACUCAGAGAGGUCGCUACUGCCAAGGCGUACAAGAAUCUGUCGGAGCUGGUGCUGGCGAGGCUGAUCAUGUUCAAUCGGAGGAGACAGGGGGAGGCGUCGUCCAUGACGGUGGACGCCUACCAGAAGGCCAUCUCAAACACCAACGGCAACCCUGAAGUGGCUAGCGCCCUAACCGAGUUUGAGAAGCAUCUGGCGGACAAUCUAACGAGAGUCGUGGUGCGGGGAAAAAAGGGGAGGGGCGUGCCUAUACUGCUCACUCACGAUAUGCGUGCGAGCAUCGAGCUGCUGCUGAAAUGUCGAGGUGCGGCAGGGGUCGGCGCGUCGCGAUAUGUCUUCGCCAACAGUAUGUCGGCGGAUGACAGGCCGCUGCGCGGAUCUGACUGCCUCCGCAAAGUCGCGGUAUCUAGCGGAAUUCACAAACCGUCCCUUCUGACAUCCACCAAGCUCCGCAAGCAUAUCGCCACCCUCUCGCAGGUCCUAAACCUGAAAGACAAUGAACUGGACCUCCUGGCCACGUUUCUUGGCCAUGACAUUCGUGUCCACCGCGAGGUCUACAGAAUGCCGGAAGCUACUACUCAGUUGGCUCUAGUGAGCAAGCUGCUGAUGGCGUCUGAGCGGGGGAUAGUAGCAUGGAGGGGGAAAAGCCUGGCGGAGAUUCGACUGGAGGACAUACCGAACGAGCCCGAGGACCUUGCAGACGAGAAUCAGGACAACACUGACGACGAGGUGGACGACGAUAUCCAGAGUCGGCCAGAGCCAGAGAGUUCACAGUCCGCAGUACAGUCCAGUACGCAGUCCGCAGUCCGGAGUCCGACACAGUCUCGUGAUUCAGAACCGCCAGUCACGACCCGAGCACGGAUAUCCAAGCAGCAACGGGCACCUGUGAAGAGGAAGACAUGGACGGCAGACGAAAACAGGGCUAUAAACUCGAGAUUCAAGUCCUUUAUAGAAAGGCACCAGGUACCCGGAAAGGCGGACUGCGUCAACGCCAUCGAAUGUGAGAGCGCACUCUCGGAGAGAUCGUGGACGGAUGUGAAAAACUGUGUAUACAACCGGAUCCAGGCCCGAAAAAAGUGGGCCCAGUGAGUAAGACGCUCCUGUAGGGUGAAAGGGCGCAAGUGUACUUAAGUACAUCUGACUGAACGGACACUACGCUACACCGAGCUUAACUGACGUCGUUGAACUGACCAACGUUUUUGGAGUUGCUAAGAGUGCAACAUCAUUAGUUGCUAAGAGUGCAGAUGCCGACGUUUGUCAAUUAGUGUGAUGCUAAUAUGAUGCUUAUCGUUCGCUGCUGUUGCUUUAAUGCUUCCAGUUUUUUAUUCAUCAGCUGCAAAAAGUUAGGCAGCUGUGCAGUGCUGCUAGUCGUGAUCGCUAGUCGUGAAAUGCGAUUUUGCUAAAAGAUCCGUUUAUUAAGUCACAUAGAUGGGUUGACUGAGCAAUAAAGGGAUGCUGUUGUUG
Molecule: messenger RNA, 3517 nt
Organism: Amphibalanus amphitrite
Lineage: Eukaryota; Metazoa; Arthropoda; Thecostraca; Balanomorpha; Balanidae
Exons: 10
Coding region: 239-3142 (967 amino acids)
Source: RefSeq, a predicted model, not a curated record